This is a messenger RNA of Brienomyrus brachyistius, 1160 nucleotides long. RefSeq names its product ALG14 UDP-N-acetylglucosaminyltransferase subunit (gene alg14). The record is from RefSeq and is a predicted model, not a curated record. Gene Ontology annotation, cellular component: UDP-N-acetylglucosamine transferase complex. NCBI's taxonomy places the organism in Eukaryota, Metazoa, Chordata, Actinopteri, Osteoglossiformes, Mormyridae. The transcript is spliced from 4 exons. Gene Ontology annotation, biological process: dolichol-linked oligosaccharide biosynthetic process. The coding region runs from base 82 to 729 and encodes 215 amino acids.
GUCUUCAUUAAUGUCGUUUCCGUUAAGUUUGAUCCGAAGAGGAUGCCGUAGUUCCCUUAUGUGUUCAUAUCGUGUCAUAAUAUGGCAGCGCUCUUGGGUGUUUUCUGUGGAUUUAUUCUCGUAAUCGUACUUUUUAUUCUGCGGUUAUUCAUUGUUGUACGGAAAGGCUCAGGAUGCAGACCCGGGAAGAAGGGCUCCGUCAGUGUCCUUGUUGUUGCAGGCUCAGGCGGUCAUACCACGGAGAUCCUGCGGUUAAUGGGAAGCCUCUCGGAGUCAUACUGUCCCAGGCAUUAUGUUGUCGCUGAUACGGACAAAAUGAGUGAGGACAAGAUCCGCACCCUUGAAGCAUCAAAAAAGCAACAUGAUCAAGGAAAUUUUACCAUCCACCGGGUUCCUCGGAGCCGAGAGGUGUGUCAGUCCUGGAGCUCAUCGGUGGUCACCACAAUGAAUGCCUUCCUUUACUCUCUACCCCUAGUCUUUAAUCUUCAGCCUGAUGUGGUGUUGUGCAAUGGGCCGGGAACCUGCGUCCCUCUGUGCCUGGCGGGGCUGCUUCUCGGCAUCCUCGGGGCGAAAAAAAUCCUGAUCGUCUACGUGGAGAGUAUUUGCCGAGUGGAGAGACUGUCCCUGUCGGGGAAGAUCCUCUACCACUUUUCUGACUAUUUCUUUGUGCAGUGGCCAAGCUUGAAAGACAGAUACCCCAAGUCAAUCUACUUGGGUAGAGUUGUAUGACUGACCGACUGACGAAAAUGUCACCUGUUACGUAUGUGUCUCAUUAGGAGUCAAGCUAUCCUGCUAUCUUUUCUCUUUUCUAAUUCAUUAUUCUAUGACCUUGAAAUAAGACACCUCCUCCAUUAACCCCAGCAGUGAUCCAGUUGUAGGCAGAAUGAUUUAUUAAGUUAUGUACAUAAAGAGAAGAAAAGGUAAGGAAUAAUGGCGGGUGUGAUGAAAUUGUAUGCAGGUUAAAUGCAACUUCCUUAACUUCUGGACUUAAAUAGAAAUGGAAAGUACAAAUUGUAUAAAAUUUGUACAAAAGUAAAUAAUUAACGAUGGGUCGAUGGUGUUCAUGUAUGAAUGAAGGGGCUUGUUGCUGCAUGAAUUUAUAUCAAAAUGUAUUUUGAAAGCUGUUACCUGUUUGAGGGUUAUUAAAGGUUUCAUUCUCA